AUGAUUUACUAUGAGAACCGGUUGUUAGGAGAGCCUCGGAUUCGGAUGUUGAGAGUGACCAAUGACUCGUGUACUGUGAUGAAGAGUUUCCAGAGGGAGAUCAAAGAGUGUUUUGCGAAUUAUGAGGAGAAGUAUGAGGAUAAGACGAAUGUGGCAGAUGGCAGUGUUGAUGCACUACUCUUCGAGCUCCCCGCAUCUGGUGGUGUCAUCACGACUCCCAAAAUUAUGACCUACAAUCUGAUGACCUGUCAAGCUUCCUCUGGUACCCGAAUGAUUGUUUUCGAAGGAAUUUUCUGUGGAUUCAUUCUCUUUUUCAUCUUCGAAGAGCUAUUCGCCAUCGCCCGCCACCGUCUUCAUUACCUCACUCAAUUCUGGAAUCUGGUCGACGUAGCGUUGCUGGGAUUCUCAGUUGCCACUAUCAUCCUAUCCAUGAAACGUACAAAAACUGCAACGAAUCGUGUCAACUCUGUCAUAGAAAACGGUUUGACAAAUGCUCCGUUCGAUGACGUCACUUCUGCGGAAAACGCGUAUUUGAAUAUCAAAGCCUGCGCUAUUUUCAUCGCAUGGGUCAAGGUGUUCAAGUUCAUUUCCGUCAACAAGACAAUGUCUCAAUUGUCAUCUACACUGACCAGAUCUGCAAAGGAUAUUGGAGGAUUUGCUGUCAUGUUUGCGGUGUUCUUCUUUGCUUUCGCUCAGUUUGGAUACUUGUGUUUUGGAACUCAGAUCGCUGACUACUCCAACCUCUACAACUCGGCCUUCGCUCUCCUCCGUCUUAUCCUCGGAGACUUCAACUUCUCGGCUCUGGAAAACUGUAACCGAUUCUUCGGUCCCGCGUUCUUCGUCGCCUACGUCUUCUUCGUGUCGUUUAUUCUGCUCAACAUGUUCUUGGCUAUCAUCAACGAUUCGUAUGUGGAAGUGAAGGCAGAGUUGGCUAGAAAGAAAGAUGGAGAAGGAAUUUUGGAUUGGUUUAUGAAUGUGAUUGCCUUCGCCCAAAAUAGCAUCCAAUCUUACUAUUACACCAAAGUCAUGAGCAAUCUUUUCGUCUCCGCCUCUGGCGCCAACGGAGCCCCAGCCUUCGGAUCUUGCACCUCCAUGGAUAAUAUCUGGGAUUGGUUCUCCCAAGUCCUGAUCCCCGGUAUCUAUUGGACGGAGAAUUCGAAUUCGACGGAUAACGAGAACAUGAUUUACUAUGAGAACCGGUUGUUAGGAGAGCCUCGGAUUCGGAUGUUGAGAGUGACCAAUGACUCGUGUACUGUGAUGAAGAGUUUCCAGAGGGAGAUCAAAGAGUGUUUUGCGAAUUAUGAGGAGAAGUAUGAGGACAAGACAAAUGUGGCAGAUGGCAGUGUUGAUGCAUACAUCUACGCCACAUCCAAAGAACUCGAAAACUUCGACACUGUUGGUACUAUCUCUACCUACGGAGGUGGUGGAUUCGUUCAACGUCUCCCGGUAUCUGGAUCCACUGAAGCUCAGUCAGCGAUUGCCACGUUGAAAGCUAAUCGAUGGAUUGAUCGAGGAACAAGAGCUAUUGUUGUGGACUUUGCGUUGUAUAAUGCAAACAUCAAUCUUUUUUGUGUUGUGAAACUACUCUUCGAGCUCCCCGCAUCUGGUGGUGUUAUCACGACUCCUAAAAUCAUGACCUACAAUCUGAUGACCUAUCAAGCUUCCUCUGGUACCCGAAUGAUAGUUUUCGAAGGGAUCUUCUGUGGAUUCAUUCUCUUUUUCAUCUUCGAAGAGCUCUUCGCCAUCGCCCGCCACCGUCUUCACUACCUCACUCAAUUCUGGAAUCUGGUCGACGUAGCGUUGCUGGGAUUCUCAGUUGCCACUAUCAUCCUAUCCAUGAAGCGUACAAAAACUGCAACGAAUCGUGUCAACUCUGUCAUAGAAAACGGGUUGACAAAUGCUCCGUUUGAUGACGUCACUUCUGCGGAGAACGCGUACUUGAAUAUCAAAGCCUGCGCGAUUUUCAUUGCAUGGGUCAAGGUGUUCAAGUUCAUUUCCGUGAACAAGACAAUGUCUCAAUUGUCAUCAACACUGACCAGAUCUGCAAAGGAUAUCGGAGGAUUUGCAGUCAUGUUUGCUGUGUUCUUCUUUGCAUUCGCUCAGUUUGGAUACUUGUGCUUCGGAACACAGAUCGCCGACUACUCCAACCUCUACAACUCGGCGUUCGCUCUCCUCCGUCUUAUCCUCGGAGACUUCAACUUCUCCGCACUGGAAAACUGUAACAGAUUCUUCGGUCCCGCCUUCUUCGUCGCCUACGUCUUCUUCGUCUCGUUCAUUCUGCUCAACAUGUUCUUGGCUAUUAUCAACGAUUCGUAUGUGGAAGUGAAGGCAGAGUUGGCUAGAAAGAAGGAUGGAGAAGGAAUAUUGGAUUGGUUUAUGAAUAAAGUCCGAGGUCUAACGAAACGAGGAAAACGUCCGGAUGCCCCUGGAGAGGACGCCACUUAUGAGGACUACAAGAUCAUGUUGUAUCGUGCAGGAUACGCUGAGAAAGAUAUCAAUGAAGCAUUCACUCGAUUCAAUGUGACCACUAUGACCGAACAUAUUCCGGAGAAAAUGGCGGAGGAUAUUGCUGAUGAAGUGGCGAGAGUGACGGAGCAGAAGAGGAAUUAUAUGGAGAAUCACAGGGAUUAUGCGAACUUGAACCGUCGUGUCGACCAAAUGCAAGAAUCCGUGUUCAGUAUUGUUGAUCGCAUCGAAAAUGUGAAUGCUACCCUUCAAACCAUCGAGAAACAAAGAAUUCAACAACAGGAUGGAGGAAAUUUGAUGGAUUUGAGUGCCCUUCUGACCAGCCAAGUCCGUAACCGUGAAUCCGCCCGUCGUCAAACCAUCACCUCAAUCGCCGAUAAGAAGGAGGAGUAG
This is a messenger RNA of Caenorhabditis remanei, 2859 nucleotides long. RefSeq lists its product as uncharacterized. Gene Ontology annotation, molecular function: calcium channel activity; calcium ion binding. The record is from RefSeq and is a predicted model, not a curated record. Gene Ontology annotation, biological process: detection of mechanical stimulus. Gene Ontology annotation, cellular component: membrane. Bases 1 to 2859 code for a protein of 952 amino acids. The transcript is spliced from 11 exons. NCBI's taxonomy places the organism in Eukaryota, Metazoa, Nematoda, Chromadorea, Rhabditida, Rhabditidae.